Molecule: messenger RNA, 2173 nt
Organism: Papilio xuthus (Asian swallowtail)
Lineage: Eukaryota; Metazoa; Arthropoda; Insecta; Lepidoptera; Papilionidae
Product: fatty acyl-CoA reductase 1
Exons: 15
Coding region: 136-2001 (621 amino acids)
Biological process (GO): long-chain fatty-acyl-CoA metabolic process
Cellular component (GO): peroxisome
Molecular function (GO): alcohol-forming very long-chain fatty acyl-CoA reductase (NADP+) activity
Source: RefSeq, a predicted model, not a curated record
UUGCUUUAAUUAUUUUUACUGUGGACAGUCAACGUUCCGUCGUGGGAAGAAACGGUCGCUAGUUAUAUGUGCAUAUAAUCGCUUAUUAUAUCUGUGUUAAUUUCAAGAAAAUAGUAAUAAUAACAGAAUACAAUAAUGAAUAGCGGCUCUUUGGAAGAUUCCUUACUGAUGGGUACUGCGGGGACGCGUGAGAAAUUGGAAAAAUGGUCCACGGCGCAAGCUAAGGGGGAGAAGGUCGAGAUUGACUUGUAUGGAAAACCCACAGACCAACAGAUAAAGGAGUUGGAGAAUGUCAGAAACAUUAGCAAGGAGUUACAAAACAAUUUACAAGAAUUGGAAAAUUCAGUUCGCAACGCUGCCUUGGACAAUGAAGCGAUGAAUCCUAGCGCUCCGAUCCUAAACUAUUCCGAGGAUCAUGAGUUUGUUUCCGCAAACAAACUGGAUGAUUACUACGCAGAGGAAGACAGAGCGGAUGCGCUAGAAGAAGAGAAGAGGAAACUGACAAAGGGUAAAGCGGCGAUGACCGAUAUACAAAGCUUUUAUAAAGAUCAGUGUGUGUUUUUGACUGGUGGUACUGGAUUUUUGGGUAAAGUUUUAAUAGAAAAAUUGCUACGUUCAUGUAAAGAUGUAGACACAAUUUAUGUAUUGAUUAGAGCGAAAAAGGGCAAAGAUGCUGUAACCCGUCUGCAUACGCUUCUCGACGAUUUUCUAUUUCAUCGUGCUCAUGAAGAAAAUCCGAAAGGUAUACAUAAAUUGGUUCCAGUCAUCGGAGACAUGGAAUUACCUGGUCUUGGAAUUUCUGAUGAAGAUAGGAAGAUGCUUACUUCCAGGGUUUCUAUAAUAAUAAAUGCGGCGGCCACCGUAAAGUUUGACGAAAAACUGUCUGUAUCCACCGGUAUCAACGUCAAAGGAACUAAAGAGGUGCUCAAACUUGGAAAAGAAUGUCGGAAUCUAAUGGCGAUUACACACGUGUCUACUGCUUUCUCCAACACAUACCUCAAACAUAUAGAGGAAAAGUUCUACGACCCCCCAAUGACGGUGGAGGCGUUAGAAGCGGUCUCUCAAUUGGACGAAGGAUUAAUUGAAAAAAUUUUACCCACACUUCUAGGCAAAUACCCGAAUACGUAUUGUUUUACGAAGGCAGUAGCUGAGGAAGCGGUACGAAAAUACGGCGAGGGAAUGCCGAUAUGCAUUGUCCGACCGUCUAUAAUUAUAUCAACUUAUGAAGAACCGGUGCGUGGGUGGACAGAUAGCAUUUAUGGACCGACGGGUAUUAUAAUUGGCAUAGGUACUGGGGUCCUACGUACAAUGUAUAUGGACAUGAACAAAGUAGCAGAUAUGGUACCCGUUGAUAUGACAGUCAACGCAAUACUAGCAUCUGCUUGCAACACGGCUAAACAUUUUAAAGAAAAUCAAACUUCCGACAUACCGAUUUAUAAUUACGUAUCAGGAGCGCAGAAUCCAAUAAGAUGGAAGAGUUUUAUUGAAAUGAAUCGGAAAUAUGGGAUGGACAAACCGACUAUGCAAGCUGUUUGGUACUACGGAUUGAAUCUUACAAGUAACUACUACAUGUUUCUGUUCUACAAUUUCUUCUUGCAUUAUCUCCCGGCGCUGUUUCUGGACUUCUAUAGUUUACUGACAUUUCGGCGGAGAGUAAUGUUAAAAUUGUACAAGAGAGUGAUGAAGAUGGCCAACAUAUUGUUCUACUUCUCGAUGCAAGAUUGGCGCUUCAGUGACGACAACGUACGAAACAUGUGGCGCUCCCUCUCCCCAUCUGAUAGAGUCGUUUUCCCCUUCAGCAUGGGGGAUAUGUCCUGGGAUUAUAUGACUGAGACAUUUUUACUAGGACUUCGAGUUUAUCUAGUAAAAGACGACGUCUCAACUUUACCUGAAGCAAGGAAAAAGUGGAACAGAUUAUACUACAUGCACCAGCUUCUGAAACUGGGGACACUAUGCCUUGUUCUUUAUUUAGGAUAUUUAUUAGUACGAAUUUUCUUUUAGGUUAUUAAAAUAAACAUCGUGGUUCUGUAUUUAGUUAUUUAGUCAAAAUCAUAGACUUAUACAUCAAGACGGAGCAGAAGUGAGGCGUAUUGGAGGGCUUAAUCGAGACAUUUUAAAACAUUAAUUAAUAAUUAUACAACAUAAUAUUGUUUUGAUAAAUAUGUACCGGGUU